AGGCAUCAUUGGACUCUAGUAGUCCUGAUUUUGUGCCAUCUGUGUUCAUGUACACAAAACAAAGCCAGAACCCAAAUGCAAAGAUGGACAGGUACCAUAGGAAAAGGAGGAGAGCUGACACUGCAGCAAAUCAACGUGUUACUUCUGAAACUCCAGAACAAGAAUGCAGCAUGGAUCAUUGUCCUGCUGAAGAGGAUAUCCCAGUUCCAAAGAGAGAGUACGAUGAUCUGAACCUGAGAUACAGUCAACUUCAGGAGGAAUAUGUCAACCUGCGACAGGAAUUUGACACACUACGAGCAGAAAAUGUAAAGCUGAAAGAGGAGCUGCAAAAAUCUACAUUCUCCUACACCACUGUUAAGUGCAACAUUGGACAAUUGAUUUUUCUCACAGGACUGACCUCUGUGGUCUUUGAGUGGCUGAUUACAAAAAUGAUGGGCAGCGUAGAAAGAAUUCACAACAAACUUACAGUAGAGGACCACCUAUUGAUUAUAUUGAUGCAAUUAAGGUUGGGCCUAUGUAAUACUGACUUGGCUUAUAGAUUUCAGGUAUCAAAAACCACCUUAUCAAAUAUUUUGCGGAGCUGGGUCCCUGCUAUGGCCUUGGUCCUCAAGCCACUCAUUAAAUGGCCAAGUAAGGGUGCAGUACUUAAAAAUAUGCCAAAAAUAUUCAAGCGCAACUUUAGAAGAUGCCGGUGCAUAAUAGAUUGCACAGAAAUGUUCAUAGCUAGACCCAGUAAUCUGACUUACAGGGCCCAGACAUGGUCAAACUAUAAACACAACAACACCAUUAAAUAUUUGAUCGGCAUCACUCCAGCUGGUGCAAUUUCAUUUCUGUCUCCUGGGUGGGGUGGAUGGGUUUCAGACAAGCAGAUCACUAAGGAGUCAGGUUUCCUCAAACUUUUGGAGCCUAGGGAUGAGGUUUUAGCAGACAGAGGAUUUAUCAUCAGAGACGAGCUUGCGGCCUAUGGUGCAACCCUUCGUAUCCCUCAUUUCACAAAAGGAAAGAAGCAGCUUUCUGCACAGGAAGUGGACACAUCUAGACAACUUUCUCGUGUGAGGAUCCAUGUAGAGCGAGUUAUUGGUCGGUGGAAAAACUUUAAGAUUUUACAAACAGUUAUUCCUUUGUCGCAGGUUGACAUACUAGAUGAUGUUGUUAUUGUAUGUGGUGCCCUCACAAACCUCUGUAAGAGUGUUGUUCCCAAAUGAGUUACACAUAACCAUGUAUGACUUAUAAAGUGAUUUUACAUUUGUAAAACAUGUAUAUAGGCCUACUGUACUUAAAACUUAAUGCAUUUUAAUAAACCUCCCCACAUUG
Gymnodraco acuticeps is the source of this 1314-nucleotide messenger RNA. RefSeq lists its product as uncharacterized. The transcript is spliced from 3 exons. The record is from RefSeq and is a predicted model, not a curated record. Lineage: Eukaryota; Metazoa; Chordata; Actinopteri; Perciformes; Bathydraconidae. The coding region runs from base 48 to 1205 and encodes 385 amino acids.